This is a messenger RNA of Hydra vulgaris (swiftwater hydra), 977 nucleotides long. RefSeq lists its product as uncharacterized. The record is from RefSeq and is a predicted model, not a curated record. Lineage: Eukaryota; Metazoa; Cnidaria; Hydrozoa; Anthoathecata; Hydridae.
GCAAAAAAAACAUUUUACGCUUGAGCUUAGUUUCUAAAAAAUAAUUUUUUGGAAUUCUUAGUUCUAUCUUUUUAGUAUAUUGCAAAAUUAAUUAUUAUUUUUGUCUUAAUAUCUUUUUGGAAUCAUUCUCAAUUUUUACUUUGGCAAUCAUAUUCAUAAUGUCAGAUUUGAUUCGAAAAUAUUAAUAAAAACACGCGAUUCUAUCGGUAAUAAAUAUACACCGUUACUAAAAAAAAGUAAAGUUGAAAGAUUUUAACAGUUCUUUUAUCAAUAUUCUGUGAUAGAUGGAUGACUUUCUUAUCAAGAAUCGAGUUGUUAAUCAAGAAGCAUUAGAUGAAUUUAUUGCUGAUUUGCCCAUCACGUUCGUUUGUCACACCUGGCCAAAAGAAUUUCAAAAAGCUGCUCUAAAAGCGUAUACUGAGUUUAUUGAACUCAAAGUAGUUUUUCAAGACUGGAAUUUAGCUAGCAUAGUUGCACCUUACCCUGUAAGACAUUUAUGGAAAAUGCAUGCAGCGCAUUAUAAUGGGCUUUGUCAAAAACUUUUCAAAAAUAUUAUUGUCUACAAGAAAGGUAAAACCUCUGCUGAGCAGGUUCAGUUUACUUUAAAAGCUUACUUUAUGAGAUUUAAUCAUUCACCAUGCAAAAAUAUUUGGGAUUUUGAUCUGAACAAAGAACUGUGGAAAUAUAGGAUUACCAAUUGGGAUAAACUUUGUGUUUCUAAAGCUUCUUCAAAUUUUAAUGAGUUAGCUAUAUGUAAAAAAUCAUGUCUUGAUAUUAAAAAUAUAAACGAUCAACACAUAAACAGUUGUCAAAAACAGCGCCAAGUAAAACAAUACAACACCAAGCAAACAAAAAAACAAAGUAACAGUCAAUCGAAUACUCUAACAACUCCAAGUUUAGCAACACGCUCAAAUAUUAAAAAAAUGAAAAUCAAACAUAAAGAAAAUGUUUAAUAAAAUAAAGAAUUCUAGUUUGAA